Messenger RNA from Cervus elaphus (red deer), 5062 nucleotides. It is a transcript of the gene PIK3CD, whose product is annotated as phosphatidylinositol-4,5-bisphosphate 3-kinase catalytic subunit delta. Gene Ontology annotation, cellular component: plasma membrane; phosphatidylinositol 3-kinase complex; cytoplasm. Bases 295 to 3429 code for a protein of 1044 amino acids. The record is from RefSeq and is a predicted model, not a curated record. The transcript has 24 exons. Gene Ontology annotation, molecular function: 1-phosphatidylinositol-4-phosphate 3-kinase activity; 1-phosphatidylinositol-3-kinase activity. Gene Ontology annotation, biological process: cell migration; phosphatidylinositol 3-kinase/protein kinase B signal transduction; phosphatidylinositol-3-phosphate biosynthetic process. NCBI's taxonomy places the organism in Eukaryota, Metazoa, Chordata, Mammalia, Artiodactyla, Cervidae.
GCCGCGGGCCUGCCCUCAGGCCCCCGCGGGCUCCGCGCCGCCGCCCGGAGGCUCGCGCCCUCCCAUCGCUCCGGGACCCGCCCGCCGCGUCCCCUGGGCAACAGUCUCCAGGGAGACCGGGCUCCGCCCCCGGCACCGACACCCGACAGAUAAGGAGCUCAGAGUCAGGCAAGAGUGCAUUGAUGCUCACUGAUUUCAAAGCAUCUUUAACCUGCCAGACAGAGGGACCUUUGCUGCUGGUUUUUUGGACCAUUCCAGAAAGGACGACUGGUAUCUGAGAAGUGAAAAAGCAGGAUGCCCCCCGGGGUUGACUGCCCCAUGGAAUUCUGGACCAAGGAGGAGAAUCAGAACGUGGCAGUUGAUUUCUUGCUGCCCACAGGGGUCUAUCUGAACUUCCCUGUGUCCCGAAAUGCCAACCUCAGCACUAUCAAGAAGGUGUUAUGGCACCGCGCCCAGUACGAGCCGCUCUUCCACAUGCUCAGUGACCCUGAGGCCUACGUAUUCACCUGCGUCAACCAGACGGCGGAGCAGCAGGAGCUGGAGGACGAGCAGCGGCGGCUCUGCGACAUCCAGCCCUUCCUGCCCGUCCUGAGGCUGGUGGCCCGCGAGGGUGACCGCGUGAAGAAGCUCAUCAACUCGCAGAUCAGCCUGCUCAUCGGCAAAGGCCUCCACGAGUUUGACUCUUUGCAAGACCCGGAGGUGAAUGACUUCCGAGGCAAGAUGCGCCAGUUCUGCGAGGAGGCGGCUGCCCGCAGGCAGCAGCUGGGCUGGGAGGCCUGGCUGCAGUACAGCUUCCCUCUGCAGUUGGAGCCCUCAGCGCGGAGCUGGGGGCCGGGCACCCUGCGCGUCCCCAAUCGGGCCCUCCUGGUCAAUGUCAAGUUUGAGGGCAGCGAGGAGAGCUUCACCUUCCAGGUGUCCACCAAGGAUGUGCCCCUGGCACUGAUGGCCUGCGCCCUCCGAAAGAAGGCCACGGUGUUCCGGCAGCCGCUGGUGGAGCAGCCUGAGGACUACACGCUGCAGGUGAACGGCAAGCACGAGUACCUGUACGGCAGCUACCCCCUCUGCCAGUUCCAGUACAUCUGCAGCUGCCUGCACAGCGGACUGACCCCCCACCUGACUAUGGUGCACUCCUCCUCCAUCCUCGCCAUGCGGGACGAGCAGAGCAACCCUGCCCCCCAAGUCCAGAAGCCACGCACCAAACCACCCCCCAUCCCCAUGAAGAAGCCCUCCUCCGUGUCCCUCUGGUCCCUGGAGCAGCCUUUCUACAUCGAGCUGAUCCAGGGCAGCAAAGUGAAUGCUGAUGAGCGGAUGAAGCUGGUGGUGCAGGCUGGGCUCUUCCACGGCAACGAGACGCUAUGCAAGACGGUGUCCAGCUCGGAGGUGAGCGUGUGCUCGGAGCCCGUGUGGAAGCAGCGGCUGGAGUUUGACAUCAACGUCUGUGACCUGCCCCGCAUGGCCCGGCUCUGCUUCGCACUUUACGCCGUGAUCGAGAAGGCCAAGAAGGCCCGCUCCACCAAGAAGAAGUCCAAGAAGGCGGACUGCCCCAUUGCCUGGGCCAACCUCAUGCUGUUUGACUACAAGGACCAGCUGAAGACGGGCGAGCGCUGUCUCUACAUGUGGCCCUCUGUCCCAGACGAGAAAGGGGAGCUACUGAACCCCUGUGGCACCGUGCGGAGCAACCCCAACACUGAGAGUGCAGCCGCCCUGGUCAUAUUUCUCCCCGAGGUGGCCCCUCACCCUGUAUACUACCCUUCCCUGGACAAGAUCCUGGAGCUGGGGCGGCUCGGAGAGCACGGACGCUUCACGGAGGAGGAGCAGCUGCAGCUGCGGGAGAUCCUGGAGCGCCGGGGUUCCGGGGAACUGUAUGAGCAUGAGAAGGACCUGGUGUGGAAGAUGCGGCACGAGAUCCAGGAGCACUUUCCCGAGGCCCUAGCCCGGCUGCUGCUGGUCACUAAGUGGAACAAACACGAGGACGUGGCCCAGAUGCUCUACCUUCUCUGCUCCUGGCCUGAGCUGCCAGUCCUCAGCGCCCUGGAGUUGCUAGACUUCAGCUUCCCCGACCGCCACGUGGGCUCCUUCGCCAUCAAGUCCCUGCGGAAACUGACGGACGACGAGCUUUUCCAGUACCUGCUGCAGCUGGUGCAGGUGCUCAAGUACGAGUCCUACCUCGACUGCGAGCUGACCAAAUUCCUGCUGGACCGGGCCCUGGCCAAUCGCAGGAUCGGCCACUUCCUCUUCUGGCACCUCCGCUCCGAGAUGCACGUGCCGUCAGUGUCCCUGCGCUUCGGCCUCAUCAUGGAAGCCUACUGCCGGGGCAGCACCCACCACAUGAAGGUGCUGAUGAAGCAGGGGGAAGCACUGAGCAAACUGAAGGCCCUGAAUGACGUCGUCAAAGUGAGCUCCCAGAAGACCACCAAGCCCCAGACCAAGGAGCUGAUGCACCUGUGCAUGCGCCAGGAGACCUACCUGGAGGCCCUGUCCCACUUGCAGUCCCCACUCGACCCCAGCACCCUGCUGGCUGAAGUCUGCGUGGAGCAGUGCACCUUCAUGGACUCCAAGAUGAAGCCCCUGUGGGUCAUGUACAGCAACGAGGAGGCAGGGAGCGAUGGCGCUGUGGGCAUCAUCUUUAAGAAUGGGGAUGACCUCCGCCAGGACAUGCUGACCCUGCAGAUGAUCCAGCUCAUGGACAUCCUGUGGAAGCAGGAAGGCUUGGACCUGAGGAUGACCCCCUAUGGCUGCCUCUCCACUGGGGACCGCACAGGCCUCAUCGAGGUGGUGCUUCACUCGGACACCAUUGCCAACAUCCAGCUGAACAAGAGCAACAUGGCAGCCACGGCCGCCUUCAAUAAGGAUGCUCUGCUCAACUGGCUCAAGUCCAAGAACCCUGGGGAGGCCCUGGAUCGAGCCAUUGAGGAGUUCACCCUCUCCUGUGCUGGCUACUGUGUGGCCACCUAUGUGCUGGGCAUUGGCGAUCGCCAUAGUGACAACAUCAUGAUCCGAGAGAACGGGCAGCUGUUCCACAUUGAUUUCGGCCACUUUCUGGGGAAUUUCAAGACCAAGUUUGGAAUCAACCGUGAACGGGUCCCGUUCAUCCUCACCUAUGACUUUGUCCACGUGAUCCAGCAGGGGAAGACAAAUAAUAGUGAGAAGUUUGAAAGGUUCCGGGGCUACUGUGAGCGGGCCUACACCAUCCUGCGGCGCCAUGGGCUCCUUUUCCUCCACCUCUUUGCCCUGAUGCGGGCGGCAGGCCUGCCUGAGCUCAGUUGCUCCAAAGACAUCCAGUAUCUCAAGGAUUCUCUGGCAUUGGGGAAAACAGAGGAGGAGGCUCUGAAGCACUUCCGAGUGAAGUUUAAUGAAGCCCUCCGGGAGAGCUGGAAAACCAAAGUGAACUGGCUGGCUCACAACGUGUCCAAAGAUAACAGGCAAUAAUAGCCCCUCCCAGCUCUGCGCCCGGAGACGAGCAAACUGUCAGUCUUGGGAGCCGAGCACCCUCAGCCACCCUCCAGGGCCAAAAGGCUGGACUGCAUCCUUGGGAAAGAACCUACACGACUGCCUUUUGUUUACACUGGUUAUUUAUUUAUGACUUGAAAUGUUUCAGGAACUGAACAGCCAUACAUAGAAAUGCACCCUAGAGUGGGGGCGGGGCGCUGUCCUCCUUGUGUCCGUCAGAGCCUUGGGCUUUGAUGGGAAGACACUGUGAGCCGCACACCUCAGGCUGCAUCUUGCCGAGGGUCUGUAACCUCAAGUCUUCCAGCUGGUGGAUCUGGAGCCAGCCAAGACUCCUCUCUCCCGCACGGGGGCUGCUUCCUCCCCAGGCUCCCACUGCGCUGCACAUGUGUCCGUGCCUGGCGGUCCAGACAGGGUGCCCAUGCCUGCUCACCACCUCCACCUGCGUGCUCUCCAUUGACUGAGUUCUGGGCAGCUCCCAGAGGCAGGCUGGGUGCCCUCCGCAUUCAGGGAGGGUACUUCUGGUUACGGGAAUUCUCAUCUCUGCUAUAAAGCGAUUUUGUUUGCGGGUAAGAAAAAAAAAAAGUAGCCCAACUACUUACUGACCUCUAUAGCUCCGGGUGAGGGCGGGGGGGGGGGGAUAGCCCCAGCCCCCAUCAGGUAGAGCGCACACUGGUUCUCCAGCCACAUCAGAAAGACGGGAGCUUCACUGAGCUCACCCUGGUCAUGGAUCAAGAGGCGAGCAGGUGCAAUUGUGCAAUUGUGUGUGACCUCCCUCCCCCUGAAGCAGGUUUUAGGUAGUGAAAGACCUAUCUCCUCUCCAGAACACUCACUGUUGAGACUCUGCUCUGAGGACCUAGGUAGCAGAGGCAUGAGUCAGGGGUGUGGGGGCAUCUUUUCCUCAGACAGUAGUUAGCCAGAGAACGAUUCAGACUCAGCCUUGGGUACAUCUGAGGAGCUCCAGGAACGCAGGUCUCUGGGCCUCUGUCGGCCUUCUGGAGCCAACUCUGAAGACACGGCUGAGAAUCUGGGUUUCCAGCAGCCCACGGGUGGGGGUAAUGGAAUCAGCAGCCUACUGGGGACCCACAGGGCGACACCACUUACCUCUCAAAGGCCUUGCAAGGCUCAGCAGUGCCAGAGGUAACUGCCCUCUCAACAGCCCAAGCGCACAGCUUCCAUAAGAGCCCGGGGGACUAGUUUGUGUCUCUGUUCAUUAGAAGUGGCUGAGUGGCACCAGCCGUAGCAAUCCAUGCCACCCACAGAGCUCCACUGACCAGACCCUGGUUCCCAACUAAGUGCUGAAUUCAUCAGACCCACCUCACCUAUCUGGGAAUAGGAAAAGCUGAGUGUACAUCUGUCUGUUUAUUUAUUUAAACGAGUCUGUGCUUCCUGGCAUGGACAGCACACUGUGUAUACACAGCAAUGUUUGGUUUGGGUACAUGGCCUGUGUGCCCAGCGAAAAGAAUAUUUUCUAUGUUUUUUUUUAAAAACCAUUUGACGUUUCUGUAUGUGGAAGGUGAGUUCGACAUAACUGAUGAAGGUUCAGACCAGUAGUCUGAAACCUUGAAGUGAGAGGUAAAAACAGAUUAAAAGAAAUAAAAGCCUUUGUAUGUUA